AUGCCUACCGAUGACUACGAUGCGCGCGCCCUCGCCCUCCCCAUAGACGAUGAUUCCGACGACCUUGCCAACAGCCCUGCCUGGACCAGACGAUCCGCCUCCUUCCGGCAACGAGGCAACUCCCUCUCCAGCAACCACCACCACGAACAGUCCUUCAGUCGGCGGGCAUUAAAGAACGCCGGCAAGGCAUAUCGCCGCUUCGCAAGCGCGUACGAUCGACUAUCCACCACGAAGAAGGUCCUCGUCUCCAUUACGGGACUCAUCAGCCUCGUACUCUCCAUAUUAUUCCUCGUCUACAAUGAGCGCAUCUUCAGCUCGCUCCUGCCUGUCGCAAAGAAGUGGAGAGAUAUUAGGUUCGGCUGGGUGAUACUAUGGGUCUUGAUAUUCACAGUAUCAUUUCCUCCAUUGAUUGGAUACGCCAGCUUGAUGACGAUCGCUGGAUUUGUUUACGGAUUUCCCAAUGGAUGGUACAUCGCAGCGACUGCCACCGUCGCCGGCAGCACCGCCGCCUUCAUAGUGUCCCGCAGCGUCCUCAAGAACAUGGUCCACCGCCUGAUCGCAAACGACAAGCGGUUCGCGGCCCUCGCCCUGACCCUCAAGCAUGACGGCCUCAAACUCCUCGUCAUGAUCCGCAUGUGCCCGCUCCCCUACUCCCUCUCCAACGGCGCCGUCGCAACCUUCCCAACCGUCCACCCGGCCUCCUUCGCCGCCGCCACCGCAAUCGUCACCCCGAAACUCAUGCUCCACAUCUUCAUCGGCUCGCAGCUCAACAAGAUCGCCGACAGCGGAGGCAAGAUGGACCCGAAGACCAAGGCCAUGAGCUACAUCAGCAUUGCGAUCGGUGCGAUCGCCGGCAUCGCAACAGGCUGGUUCAUGUACAAGAAGACGAACGAGAGGGCCCGGCAACUCGAAGCCGAAGAGCGCGCCGGCAUCCGCAGGACCUCCAUCGAGGACCUCGAGAACGAGUACGCAGACGACCCGGACGCCCUCGAGGCCGCGCAAUCCCUCCGCCAGGACGAAGACGACAUCAGUCUUCGCUCCGGGUGGGGCGGCGAGUACCACGAUGAGCCUGCGGACGUGGACGACGCUCUCGAACUCCCGGACGACCCGUUCCGAGACGGAGACGGAGACGACGAAGAGCAUGAUGACCAAAGCCCCGGUCGUCAGUGA
Molecule: messenger RNA, 1170 nt
Organism: Aaosphaeria arxii CBS 175.79
Lineage: Eukaryota; Fungi; Ascomycota; Dothideomycetes; Pleosporales
Exons: 2
Coding region: 1-1170 (389 amino acids)
Biological process (GO): vesicle-mediated transport; mitotic spindle elongation
Cellular component (GO): Golgi membrane
Source: RefSeq, a predicted model, not a curated record